Mercurialis annua (annual mercury) is the source of this 668-nucleotide messenger RNA. RefSeq lists its product as uncharacterized. Lineage: Eukaryota; Viridiplantae; Streptophyta; Magnoliopsida; Malpighiales; Euphorbiaceae. Bases 67 to 456 code for a protein of 129 amino acids. The record is from RefSeq and is a predicted model, not a curated record. The transcript is spliced from 2 exons.
UCUAUCUUAUUUUCAAUCAAUAAUAUCACCUUCACAUUUUUUAAUAGCCUUACUUUCAUUACAAAAAUGUCUAUUCGAACGUCCGGUUACGGUGUGCAUGAAGAUAUACGAUUAUGUGAAGUCUAUAUGGAGAUUUUUCAAGAUUAUAUUAGAGGUGUGCAACAAAGUCCAACUUCAUUUUGGAAUCGAGUUGAGGAAGCGUAUAACAAAGAUAAAAAUGAAAAUUGUGAGGAACGCAACGUUAGAUCGGUGGGUGCUCGUGUUCGUACUAUAGAAAAGGCAAUCCGAAAAUUAAAUGGGUGCAUGAGACAAAUCGAAACAAUGAAUCCUAGUGGAGUAUCGAAUGAAGAUAUUUUAGCCCAAGCAAAAAUAUUACUUAUGCAAGAUCCAAGCUACAGUAACGGUUUCAAAUUCGACCAUGUUUGGAAUAUCAUGAAAGAUUUUGAAAUUUUCUAAUAAUUGAUAGAAUAUGUGUUCUAUUUAUUUAUUAUGUAAUGUCGUAGUAUGUUUCAUUUUUAGGUUAUUAUAUCGUAAAAUUAUCUAUGUAAUGUUUUUAUAUUAUUGUCUCGUAAAAUUAAUUAUGUAAUAUUUUUUUAAUUGUCUUGUAAAAUUAUUCAUGUAAGAUUUUUAUGUUAUUGUUUUAUAAAAUUAUUCAUGUAAUAUUUUUA